CCGAUGUCCUGACCCCACCACGGCUUUCAUCAAAAACCCGCCGCCACCGCCACCGCCACCGCCGCCGCCGCCGGCACAUUCUCCGGCAUCCUCCGGCCAUUUCCGGUGAAACUCACCGCCGCCGGAAGCGUGUCUCUCGCGGCGCGAUGUCUACGCAUCUUACCAAGAACCCAUCGCCCCUGUUGCAUCGCCAUCUCCAUCUCCUCCUGCAGCCCCGCCGCCUCUGCAGCAGCGCCACCGCCGGCGAACUCGCCUCGGAAUCCGCAUCCGUCGGACGGGCGGUUUACCGGGUGGACGACGACCUCGCGGAGGAGUCGAGGAGCAGGCUCGUGCGCGACACCUGCAGGCUGCUCGAGCUCCGGGAGUCGUGGAGCCCGAAGCUGGAGGCCCAGCUCCGCCACCUCCUCCGCGUGCUCUCGCCGCCGCAGGUCCGCGCCGUGCUGCGCGCGCAGGCGCGGGGGGACGUCCGCCGCGCGUUCGAGUUCUUCCGGUGGGCCGACCGCCAGUGGCGGUACCGCCACGCCCCGGAGGUGUUCGACGAAAUGCUGAGCCUCCUCAGCAACACCAGGCUCCACGACCCCGCCCGCCGCGUCGUGCGUCUCAUGAUCCGCCGUGGCGUGCGGCGUGGGACCGAGCAGUUCGCGCAGCUCAUGCUCUCGUACAGCCGUGCGGGGAAGCUCCGCUCCGCCAUGCGCGUGCUCCACCUCAUGCAGAAGGACGGGUGCGCGCCUGACAUAUCGAUUUGCAACAUGGCGGUGAAUGUCCUCGUGGUGGCCGGGCGUGUCGACAAGGCGCUUGAGUUCGCCGAACGGAUGCGCCGCGUUGGGGUUGAGCCAGAUGUGUACACAUACAAUUGCCUUAUCAAGGGGUUGUGCGGGGCUCGGCGGGUUGUUGAUGCCAUGGAGAUGAUUGGUGUAAUGCUGCAAAAUGGGUGCCCUCCUGAUAAGAUUAGCUACUAUACAGUGAUGAGCUUCUUGUGUAAGGAGAAGAGGGUGGAAGAGGUCCGAGGUUUGCUUCAAAGGAUGAGGAAUGAUGCAGGUCUAUUUCCAGAUCAGGUCACUUAUAAUGUGCUCAUCCAUGGGCUUGCAAAGCAUGGCCAUGCAGAUGAGGCAUUGGAGUUCUUGAGGGAAUCGGAGGGGAAAAGAUUUAGAGUGGAUGAGGUUGGAUAUAGUGCAAUUGUGCACUCAUUUUGUUUGAAUGGGAGGAUGGCGGAGGCAAAAGAGAUUGUAGGUGAGAUGAUCUCAAAGGGGUGUCAACCUGAUGUUGUGACAUAUAGCACAGUAGUUGAUGGGUUUUGCCGCAUUGGGGAACUUGAUCAAGCAAGAAAGAUGAUGAAGCAUAUGUAUAAGAAUGAUUGCAAGCCAAAUACAGUCACACAUACUGCUCUGUUAAAUGGGCUCUGCAAAGUUGGGAAAACGUCGGAGGCCUGGGAAUUGCUAAACAAGAGCGAAGAGGAGUGGUGGACUCCAAGUGAUAUCACUUACAGCGUUGUAAUGCAUGGAUUUAGAAGAGAAGGGAAACUAAAAGAAUCAUGUGAUGUGGUAGUGCAGAUGUUGCAGAAGGGUUUCUUCCCCACAACUGUGGAGAUUAACUUACUGAUCCAUGCUCUAUGUAAGGACAGAAAACCAGCAGAGGCCAAAGACUUCAUGGAACAGUGCCAGAGCAAAGGCUGUACAAUUAAUGUUGUUAAUUUCACUACUGUGAUUCAUGGAUUUUCUCGGCAGGGUGAUUUGGAAUCAGCACUCUCUUUGAUGGACGACAUGUAUCUGAGCAACAGGCAUCCUGAUGUUGUAACUUAUACUGUUGUUGUUGAUGCUUUGGGAAAGAAAGGUAGAUUAAAAGAAGCGACAGGGCUUGUGGAGAAAAUGCUCAACAGAGGCGUGCUCCCUACACCUGUUACAUACAGGACAGUGAUACAUAGAUACUGUGAGAAGGGCAAUUUGGAAGACUUGCUCAAUCUACUGGAAAAAAUGCUAGCAAGACAAGAGAUGAAGAGCGCAUACAAUCAGGUCGUUGAGAAGCUAUGUGCUUUCGGUAAACUUAAUGAGGCUUACAGUCUCCUCUACAAGAUACUGAGAACUGCUUCAGUGAGAGAUGCUCAAACAUGCCACAUUCUGAUGGAGAGUUUUCUGAAUAGAGGCCUCGGACUUCAGGCCUACAACGUGGCCUGUCGUAUGUUCCGGAGAAAUUUAAUUCCUGAUGUUAAAUUAUGCCAAAAAGUUGAUAAUCAACUGGCCUCAGAGAAAAACAAACCAGUUCCUGGAAAACUCAUGGUUAAGUUUGCUGAAAGAGGUCUUCUGAAACAAGUAAAACAAGAUAGCAAUUGAUUUACAGCGUAUCGAUCUAUUUGUAUUUAUUCAUCCAAUAUUUAAGAUUCGAAAAACAAGCAAUUGUGAUGGUUAGAGUCAGAGGCAAUACGAUACUACAUGCUGUAAAGCUUGUUCUUUUGCUUUC
Oryza sativa Japonica Group (Japanese rice) is the source of this 2454-nucleotide messenger RNA. RefSeq names its product pentatricopeptide repeat-containing protein At5g41170, mitochondrial. The record is from RefSeq and is a predicted model, not a curated record. Gene Ontology annotation, molecular function: protein binding. NCBI's taxonomy places the organism in Eukaryota, Viridiplantae, Streptophyta, Magnoliopsida, Poales, Poaceae.